AUGGUCAAAGUCUUCUUCUCCCUCAGCGCGUUGGCCGCUGCCGUUAUGGCUGGCUCCAUCACGGACCUCCCCGAGUCUGUGACCAAGCUCAUCGACUACUCCGCAAACCCCUGUGAUGACUUUUACCAAUAUGCGUGUGGCGUAUGGAUCAAUGAUACUGUGAUCCCCCCGGACGAAUCCUUCAUCGAUGUUUUCUCCGAGAUUUACAUCCAAAACCAAGCCGUGUUGACGAAGAUUUUGUCUGACAACAAGCCCAAGCUUGGCGAGUUCUACAACUCCUGUUUGGACACGGAUACGCUGUCGGCGCUCGGCCUGGCACCGUUGGCCGACUCGUUCGAAGCCAUUCGGUCGGCCAACACCACGUUGGACCUCCUCGUCGUGGCUGGUGAAUUGGCCAAGAACGGCAUCCCUGCCUUUGUCAACAUCAAGGCUAGUGCUGAUGACGCCAACGCAGUCAACAACGCCCUCUUCGGUUUCCAAACCCCCUUAUCGCUUCCUCAUCUUCUCUACCUCAUUCCAUUCGUAUGGGAUGUUGUCGAAGCCAAGUACAAGGUGUACAUUGCAACGGUUUUGCAGUUGGCUGGAUACACUGCCGAAGAAGCGGCGGCUGCCGUGCCGGUGAUCAUUAGUUUUGAGCAAAGUCUGGCCGGUGUCUCCCUCAGCAAGCUCGAAGAGAUGGAGGCCAUUGCGACUCCGUACACUGCGCUCACGUUUCACCAACUGGACCAGGAGUACCCGCUCGUCAUCGGCUCGUGGCUCAAGGCCCACGGCUUCAACGUCCGCGAUGAGUGCGGUGGGUCGAACGACUGGGUGGGGUUUACCGACUUGACCUACUUUGAAAAGGCCGAAGCGUUAUUAACGAACACGACGUUGGACGACCUCCGCACCAUCGUAGAGUACAAGCUCAUCCACGCCUCGUCCACGCACCUGACCCCUGAAUUCCGCACGGCCAACUGGAACUUCAUCGGCAGACUAGCCGGUCAACAGGUGGAGCCUACUCGUGAAAAGUUUUGCGUCGCCCAAGUGGAUAAAACCGUUGGUGAACUCCUGUCCCAGUACUUCUUAGAGGAGGUGUGGUCGGCUGACACAGCCAAGACGGCCGACGAACUGGUCAAGGCAUUGGAGUCGUCCUUCUCCACUGGCAUUACCACCGCCGACUGGUUGGACAACUCGACCCGUGCCAAUGCGCAAACGAAACUGUCCAAGUUUGAGCACUUGUUGGGUGGCCCGGAGAACCCGCAGCUGUACCCCACGCUGACGUUGGACUCAACGACUUAUUUGAACAACCGCUGGAAGAUCUCUCAAGUGGACAUCGACACCAACUUGAAACUGAACGGCCAACCUGUGGACAAGCGCAACUUCGGUUUGUCCCCCCAAGAGGUAAAUGCGUACUACAGCCCCUCCUUGAACCAAAUUGUGUUCCCGGCCGGCAUUUUGCAAAGCCCGUUCUUUAACGGCCAGUUUGACGCCGCCCAGAACUUUGGUGCCAUCGGGGCGUUCAUCGGACACGAAAUUACCCACGGGUUCGACAACAUCGGCCGCAACUUCGAUGGCGACGGAAACUUGAAGUCGUGGUGGUCGAAUGCCACCAACACUGCGUUCAAGGCGAAGGCCCAGUGCAUAAGCGACCAGUACGACAACUUUGUCGUCAAGAGCGAAGUGACUGGCACUAAGUUGGGCAACGUCAGCGGCAAGCUCUCUUUGGGUGAGAGUAUUGCCGACAACGGGGGACUCAAGACCAGUUUCCGCGCGUACCACGAGUACUUGAAGAAGUUCCCGUCACAGUACACUGAAGAAGCUGGCGACAAGUUGUUCUACUUGUCGUACGCCCAAAGCACUUGCGCCAAGUACACGGAUGCCUACCUCGAGGUGCUUUUGGCGGACCCCCACCCGCCCAAUCGGUUCCGCGUGACGGGGGCGUUGCAAAACGAUGCUGAGUUUGCCCGUGUGUUCAAAUGUCCCAUCGACUCGAACUUAAACCCGUCCAAGAAGUGCUUGUUGUGGGAAUAG
Molecule: messenger RNA, 2010 nt
Organism: Aphanomyces astaci
Lineage: Eukaryota; Oomycota; Saprolegniomycetes; Saprolegniales; Verrucalvaceae
Exons: 1
Coding region: 1-2010 (669 amino acids)
Biological process (GO): protein processing
Cellular component (GO): plasma membrane
Molecular function (GO): metalloendopeptidase activity
Source: RefSeq, a predicted model, not a curated record